Molecule: messenger RNA, 2319 nt
Organism: Cyphomyrmex costatus
Lineage: Eukaryota; Metazoa; Arthropoda; Insecta; Hymenoptera; Formicidae
Gene: Marf
Product: Mitochondrial assembly regulatory factor
Exons: 12
Coding region: 1-2319 (772 amino acids)
Biological process (GO): mitochondrion localization; mitochondrial fusion
Cellular component (GO): mitochondrial outer membrane
Molecular function (GO): GTP binding; GTPase activity
Source: RefSeq, a predicted model, not a curated record
AUGGUACAAUCGUCCAUGAUUGGAGGGGACAGCCAACUUCGAUCAGAUGUUAGAAAUGAUAAUUCUCCUCUACAGAUCUUUGUUAAGGCAAAAAAAAGGAUAAAUGAUGUAUUUGUGGAUAUAGAAAAAUAUGUGGAGGAAACAGAUGCCCUUAUAUUUAUUGGUUUGACAAUUAAUUUAUCUAACUUCAUAACAGCAUUACAAAAUGAUCGGAAUAUUGUAACUUCAGAAGAGGCAAUAAAAGUUAAAACUUACAUAGAUAAAAUACGAGCUAUAAAAGAUGUUCUUAAAAGAGAUCACAUGAAAGUUGCCUUUUUUGGCAGAACAAGUAAUGGAAAAAGUACUGUAAUUAAUGCCAUGCUACAUGAUAAGAUUUUACCAAGUGGCAUAGGGCAUACUACAAAUUGUUUCUUACAAGUUGAAGGUUCAGAUAAUGGAGAAUCAUACCUUAUUACGGAAGGAUCUACUGAAAAACAACCAGUUCAAUCUGUUGGACAGUUAGGUCAUGCUCUUUGCAAAGAAAAAUUAUGUGAAAGCCAUUUAGUUAGAAUAUUUUGGCCAAAAGAAAAAUGUUUAUUGCUGCGAGAUGAUGUAGUGUUCGUAGAUAGUCCAGGCGUAGAUGUAACUCCAAAUCUUGAUGAAUGGAUUGAUAAGCAUUGCUUGGAUGCGGAUGUUUUUGUCUUGGUAGCAAAUGCAGAAUCUACUCUAAUGGUUACUGAAAAAAAUUUCUUUCACAAAGUUUCAACAAAGCUAUCUAAACCAAACAUAUUUAUUUUAAAUAAUCGAUGGGAUGCUUCUGCCUCCGAGCCGGAAUAUUUUGAUCAGCUGGCCAAAGAACAAAAGGAGGUAAGAGCACAACAUCAAGAACGUGCUGUUGACUUUUUAUCGAGGGAAUUAAAAGUCUAUAGUCCAAAAGAUGCUGAAGAUCGUGUUUUUUUCAUUUCUGCAAAGGAAACUCUUCAAGCUCGAAUGCAAGAACAACGUGGGCAACCUGCUCAUAAUGGUGCGUUAGCAGAUGGUUUCCAAAAUCGAUAUUUUGAAUUUCAAGAUUUUGAAAAAAAAUUUGAAGAAUGUAUCUCAAAAUCUGCAGUAAAGACUAAAUUUGAACAACAUUCUCAGCGUGGCAAACAUAUCGCAACGAAAAUACGUCAAACAUUGGAUGAGAUAUUAGAACGAACACAAAAAAUGCGAAGUGAACAGUUAAAUAUCAAGAAAGAGCUCCAUGAUAAGUUAAAUUUUACAGAGCAACAAUUGAUGCUAUUAACUCAAGAAAUGAAGGAUAAAAUUCACCAUAUGGUAGAAGAUGUAGAGCAAAGGGUUUCUAAAGCUUUAAACGAAGAAAUUCGGCGAUUAGCCGUUUUAAUAGAUGAAUUUAGUGUCCCAUUUCAUCCUGAACCACUUGUUUUGAAUGUAUAUAAACGGGAACUUCAUACACACGUAGAAAAUGGUUUAGGAUCAAAUUUACGAGCAAGACUUAGUACUGCUUUAGCAUUAAACAUGGAAAAUUCGCAGCGAGAAAUGACAGAAAGAAUGUCAAGCUUAUUACCUGAAAACAAAAGACAAAUGUCACUUAACAUUUUACCACGACGAGAACCGUUCGAAAUAUUUUAUCGACUGAAUUGUGACAAUUUAUGUGCAGAUUUCCAUGAAGAUUUGGAAUUCCGUUUUUCAUGGGGUUUUACAGCUAUAAUUAAUAAAUUUGCAGGAAAACAGAGUCAGAAAUUAACUAUUACUAAUUAUCCGCAAGAGAUUCCACCAUGUAUCUCAUCACCUGCAGAUAGCAUAGAUUCUCUCAAAUUUGUUACAAAUACACCAAAUUUUCCAACAAGAUCUGAUGAUUGGUCUCUAGCUACUCGUAUAGCAGUUGCAUCUGUAACAUCACAGGGUACAAUGGGUGGUCUCAUCAUUGCUGGCUUUAUGUUAAAAACAGUAGGUUGGAGAUUAAUUGCUAUAACUGGUGCUAUAUAUGGGGCUUUAUAUCUCUACGAACGUUUAACAUGGACUAAUAAGGCAAAAGAACGUGAAUUUAAGCGACAAUAUGUUACACAUGCUACCAAGAAGCUACGAUUAAUUGUAGAUCUGACUUCUGCAAAUUGUAGUCAUCAAGUGCAACAAGAGCUCUCCAGUACAUUUGCAAGACUCUGUCAUUUGGUAGACGAAACAACAUCUGAAAUGGAUACCGAACUGAAAACUAUAGGAAAUACUUUAGCAGUAUUGGAAAAAGCAGCAGCCAAAGCAAAACAUCUUCGAAACGAAGCCAACUUUUUGAUAAAUGAACUCGAUACAUUUGAUGCAGCUUACUUAAAACCAUUAAAUUAA